UAAAAAAAUCACGUGAUCUCUUGCACGUGUUACUUAAAACAAAAUGGCGUCCAAGGCAUAUGUAUCAUCAAUGACUGUGGCGGAACUUACCUCAGAGUUGAAGAAAAGAGGACUCAAUUGCAGGGGAAAGAAGAAAACGCUACAAAACAGACUAGAACAAGCGCUAUAUGAAGAAGAGAAUAGUGAAACUAGCUCUGAAGGGAAUGAUGAAGCCACAAUACGAGCUGCAUCAGCAGUUAUCAAUCAACUAGCUGGUAACAACAGCACUAGCGAUGAUGGGGGAGGGGCUUUUGCAAACGACGAAGAAUCUUUAAUCGUAUCUAUAGAUCGCUCUAGAAAGUCCUCGUCAGAUCAGCCUAGCAUCACCGUAGAGCAGAGCAAUGGAGAGAGAGAAGAGGAGGAGAAGAUGGCAGAGGGAAAGGAAAAACUAAAUGAAAAUGAAAACGAACCAAAUGCACAAAAACUUAAAACUUCUUCAGUCACAGAACCACUUGAUGCUGCAAUGCCACCUCACGUCUCCCCCACUGUAGUCUCCCCUACCGCUAAAGACGCUGGAACUCCACCCACCAUUCCUUCAAUAUCGGUAGCCGCUCCUCCUACUGCCAGUCAAUCAGGAGCUGAUACUCCUCUAACGGCCACGCCUAGUAAAGCAUUCAUAGCAUCAAUAGGAUCCCCUUUAUAUGGGGGAGAUGGCAGAGAGUCGGAGAGCGAAGUAAACAGUAUAGCUGUGGAGCCUCCCUCUCCUAAUAGAGACGAAAUUAGCUUUGCAGUCGACGAGCAGUCAUUUCGUGCUGAUGAAACCGCACCUCUUUCUGGACCAGCCACGCCUACCUUGUCUCACGCCACCGAAGAAGUGGGAGUGGUCUUGUUGGAGACUAAAACAUUUGGCAAAGAUGAGAGUAUGGAGGAAGAAAUAAAAGAGAAAGAGCCAACAAUUGAGGAAGAGAAGGAAGGAGGAGGAGGAGACGAGAUUAAAGAAGAAGAAAAAGAGAAAGAAAUAUUACCAGAAGAAGAGAAUAAUGGUGGAACCGAAGCAGUACAUGAAGAGAAGGACAUUAACACUGAGAAUAAAGAAGACACCAUAAUAACUGGAGACAGAGGAGAUAUUAUUAAUACUGGGGAAACCAUUGCCACUGGAGAAGACACAAUUAAUAAUAAAGGAGAAGACACAGAGGAAACCAUGAACACUGGAGACAUUGAAGAGGCUAUUGAUACUGGAGAGACCAUUACUACUGGGGAUUUAGAGGAAAGUAAUGAAGGAGGGAAUGUGAGUGGCAAAGAAGGAGAGAAAGAAGAAGAGGGAGGUGGAAUAGGUAUGGUGAGUUUGGUAGGUGAGAAUAACCAUGAAGCUUCUGAACAAGUUGAUCUUGUAGUCUCUACUGAUCUUAACGAUGAGGAACUCUCUGACUUUCCUUCCACACAGAAAGAACCUCAAGACGCUGGAGCCUCUCUUAGUCCGGCCGAGAAAAGGGAGGGGUCAGUAGGUGUGGCCAGUAACGAUAGUAGUGAUAUGUCUAGUAGAAAAAGACAAAGCUCAGUUACUGAGGAUAAUGAAGCUGAAAAAAAGACUAUUAUUGAUAGCUCCAAAAGGAGGCGAAUAUCGACCUCACCACCAAAAAAGUUACCGGAGAGACGGAGAAGGUGGGGCUCUAGCACAAGUCAAACACCAACCACUACUCAACCACCAAUCAGCUCUGAGACACUAGAGACAAUUAUUCCAGAGGAAGUAAAAGAAGAAGUAACGGCCGAAUCAACUUCGAUAGAACUGAUGAUCACCGGAGAGGAAGGAGAGGGAAUUGAUGUUAAUAUCUCCUCACCUACUGCUCCACAGCAACCUCAAGGGGAGCCCAGUGAAGAUAUGGAGGUUGGGGUGACAGGGAGGGAGGGAGACGAUGAAAGAGGAGGAGACAAACAAGAUGAUGAAGAUAUUGUUGACCUUGGAAAGGAAGAAAGUUCACUUAUUGAUGAGUAUGAGAAGGAAUGGCAAGAGAAGGAGAGAGAGAAGGAGCUCCAGAAGAGAGAGAUAGGGCGUGCUAGGAGAGAACUAAUGGAGUCUAAGAAAGGGACGGAGAUAAAGAUCUUUGAGGAACCAAAGAAGAAAGAAAUAAUUAAGAUUCAUUCUCCGAGUCCUCCUCGCAAUCCUCCGUCUCGUAUCCUCCAUGUUGAAAACCUCAAGAGACCCUUCACUUUGCUACAGCUGAAGGAUUUCCUCCAGGAAGACGGCCCAAUGAUUGAAGGAGGUUUCUGGACUAACAAAAUAAAAUCACACUGCAUUGCAAUUUUCACAUCCACAGAAACAGCUGUUGCUGCCAGGGCCAGAAUGCAUGGGCUGAAAUGGCCCUCCAUUAACCCUCAGCACUUGAAAGUUGAUUUUCUCAGCAAUCAAGAGGUAGCUCAGGUUAGUGAGGGCUGUCUUGUCAUUGAUUCAAGGUCUCCAACACCACCUGCUCCUCCUGCUGCUGGUGUUACUCCAGCUCCUCCUCCUCCUGCUGCUGCUGGGGCUGAAAGAAGUGCUGAGAAGAAAAUCAAAGAAGCAAACAAAGUUAGAAGUGACAAAAAGCAAAUUAUUGUCACAGAGAAUAAAAAGGAAGAAGUUAAGGCUCCUCAAAAAGCAGACGAGAAACCGACUCGGAUGUUAGAUGAUCUUUUUCGUAAGACUAAGACCACACCACCUUUAUAUUGGAUGCCUUUAUCAAAAGAAGAGAUUGAUCGUAAUGAGGCUGAAAGAAAAGAGAGGGAGAUGGAAAGAGAGAAACGAAGAGAAGAGAGAAGGAAGGAGUUAGAGGAAGAGGCUGCCGAGAGAAGAGAGAAAAGAAACAGAGAGGAGAGAGACAGGAGACGGCGUCACUCGAGAUCACGAUCGCCUAGACGAUCCCGCUCUCCUCGUAGGAGCUCUAGGAGUCCAAGACGACGCUACUAGUUCAAUACUUAUGUGAAAUAAAAGCAGAAGAAACUCUGUUACAUACAUACGCUCAUACUCUCUUUAUCUCUCUCUCUCUCUCAGUCAUCUUUAUUUUUUGAAGUUUUUGUUAUUCUCCUUAAAAAUGAUAACUAGUAUAUCUCUGUAUACUUUAAAA
Molecule: messenger RNA, 3077 nt
Organism: Amphimedon queenslandica
Lineage: Eukaryota; Metazoa; Porifera; Demospongiae; Haplosclerida; Niphatidae
Product: apoptotic chromatin condensation inducer in the nucleus-like
Exons: 11
Coding region: 44-2920 (958 amino acids)
Biological process (GO): RNA splicing
Cellular component (GO): ASAP complex; precatalytic spliceosome
Molecular function (GO): RNA binding
Source: RefSeq, a predicted model, not a curated record